AGAUACAAUGUUUAAAAUGAGGCGCGCAACACCCCAGCUAAUACAAGAGGAGAAGCGUAUCAUCUGGUCGUUUUGCUUUCCAACAGAAUUUGAAUACCAAGUAAAAGCCACUAUAACAGUCAAAGAAAUGGUUUCGUCGAUGUCAAUGAUGAACAUGGGCGCUGCCCUGUUCCUAUUUAUGUGUCUGCAACAGUGCUUUCUAACAGUAUCUUCAGAAUACGAUGCGCCUGACACAAACACAUUUGAUCAAGAUACAGAACAAGAAAAGGCUGCAUGGCUUACACAUGGUGGUUUGAUCAACAAGCGACCCUGGCUAGGCGGCAAAAGAAGUUCUACUUCUUAUUUUACCAAACGUGAUCCAAUUCGUAUGGGAGGUUACAGAGAAAUGGAAGCUAAGCGGGCAUUCGAAGAGUGGUUAUCAGAGCAAAGGCGGAACUACGAAGAAAUACCUUUUGAACAGGAAUAUUACGAAUUACGAAAACGACCAAUGAUGAACGGUAAACGAAACAUGGUGAAUGGUGGUCCAUAAAUUCUCUAAAUUAGUCGGUACUGGCAACACCCAAAUUGCCAUUUAAAAAAGUGGAACAUAAAUACAACCAUACAAUUAAUUUAAAGACAAUUUUUUUUUAAUGACAAUGAAAAUAAUGUAAAACGUCGGCUACAUUAGUUUUCUGUAAACUGGGGAUUGUGGGUAAUUUUAAUGGCAGAGACAGCCGCCGAUCCAAUUCUAAGCAAUGCUAAUAAUUCGUAAUUAUUUAUGGUUACAAUCCAAAGUCGUAAGCUUACCAAUUUUCGUAAGAUGUAAAUUGCUAUAUUGUAAAUCUUCCGAGAUAUAUUCAAUAUGUACAGCAUUGACGGGGUGUCGGUAUAACUAUGAGGUCGUAUUUUUGGUUUUGUUUUCUGAUAUCAGCUUAAUACCGUACUGUGAUAUAGUGAUUAUUAUUUUCUUCUCAUAAGCAAUCGAUAUCACGAUUAGAUAGAAGCAAGGGGGAAAUAAAUUAACAUAUAGUCGUUCAAUCACUAUCUGUAUGCCUAUUAGUUAAGUAAUUAUAACGUGUUUAUAGAAUUAAUGUAGCAAUUAGGACAACGCCUUGUCACCGUCCAAAAAAAAGUUUAAUGAUAUCUUCGAAUAUAGGGGGCGCUCACAGCAGACUGCAGUUUAAAAUCAGAAUGUUAGAUCUAACGAUCGAAGCUUUUUCGUUAUAUAUAUUUUCUUUUCUAGAGAAUGUGAUUAUUUCAAUAAAGUAUAUGCGGAUAUAGAAUUAUA
Messenger RNA from Anneissia japonica, 1267 nucleotides. RefSeq lists its product as uncharacterized. The coding region runs from base 8 to 529 and encodes 173 amino acids. The record is from RefSeq and is a predicted model, not a curated record. The transcript has 3 exons. NCBI's taxonomy places the organism in Eukaryota, Metazoa, Echinodermata, Crinoidea, Comatulida, Comatulidae.